This is a messenger RNA of Ilyonectria robusta, 2227 nucleotides long. RefSeq lists its product as uncharacterized. Lineage: Eukaryota; Fungi; Ascomycota; Sordariomycetes; Hypocreales; Nectriaceae. The record is from RefSeq and is a predicted model, not a curated record. Bases 334 to 1827 code for a protein of 497 amino acids. The transcript has a single exon.
UGGGCUGUGUGCAGUGUGGUGCCUGGGGCCCUGCGCUCCUGCUUCUGCUUCUGCGUGCUCCUGCGUGCUCCUGUCCUCCUGUCCUGUCGUGUUCCCUGGCCCUUGCACCGCACCUUCUCUCCCUCAAUCCCCGACGGUCCCUGUUUUUCUCCGGUCCCACGUCCUCUUCCGACGUCCCCGUGUUUUCCUUCCAUUCCCUUCACUUCAUUUCAUCGUCCCUCGUUCCUACGACCUACGACCAACCAGUUGAUUGAACCGCAUCUCUCCCCCCCUUCCGCUCCCUUUGCUCCUCACCAGCGUCUUCGAUAGCAGAUACACCACAAUCAUUUCGAGAUGCAGCUUCGAGGGCUCCUUUUCCUGGGCCUCCUCGCCGGCACCGAGGCCUCGCGGAUCGUCCGACGCCAGGAUGCGACUGGCAGCUCCGGCUCUGGCGACAGCGCUGUUCAACCUACCGCCGCCGACACGACCGCCGAUUCCGUGAGCAGCACCGAUGCCGUCGUCGUCUCCUCCUCCACCACCAGCGUCGAUGAAACCACCUCUAGCAGCGCGCCCGCGGACGACACCACCAGCAGCUCUCAGGCCGACAUCACCACCUCCGAUUCUGCCGACACAACCAUCACUCGAACGAUCACAGUGACAGACUCGAGCGCCGCCACAAUCACCAAAAAGUCCACGGUCCAGAAAACUGUCACUUCCACCGUGGUUGUUUACUCUACCGCAUUCAAGACGGAGACCGUGACAAGUUCGGGAGAAACGGCUACUAGCACCGUCUAUGAGACGUCAACUACGUGGACCAACGAGAAGCGUGACCUCGCCCCUCGCACUCUCGCCCUCGACGACUAUGUAUUUGUCGAUGCCAAGCCUACCGCCGCCGCUGAGCUCCCUCAGGAGGAUGAGUUUGAUCUCAAGGCUCUCCUUCGACGAAACCACCUUGCCAAGCGCGCCACGAUCACAGACACAGUCACCGUCACCGUUGGCGGCGGUGAUGGAAAGACAGUUACAAAUGUAGUGACUCAGACCGUGGUUUCAUCGACCAGCAGCGUCUCCAAGGUCACCAAGACAGUCACGGAGACCGAGGCCGCUGGAGCAAGCACCACCAUCACAGUCACCAGCACUCUGGUUAUCACAUCGACCAGGGUGACGACUGGUGUUGUGGCUACGCAAUCGGUUGCCGAGACCAGCAGCGCCAGCAGCUCCAGUGACAGUAGCUCCAGUAGCAGCAGCAGCAGCAGUGGCCUCUCCACGGGCGCCAAGGCCGGCAUUGGCGCUGGUGCCGGUGUCGUGGGCCUCGCCGCUCUGGGUAUUAUUCUCUGGUGCUGCCUCAAGAGGCGCAACAAGCCUUCCAAGUCAGAGAUUGACGACAUGUUUGGCUCCUCCGAGGUGCCCGUUGGUGGUCGCGGUGGUCAUGGCACUUCCCCUCACAUGGCUCACGCCAACCACGGCUCGGAGUCUGGUCUCGCCCCUGGUCGCCUACCUACCAUGAGCUCAACCGCUGAGGGUUACCGUGGCACUGCCAUUGGUGACGGCCGCACCGGCUACGCCAAGCCCAACACCUACGGUGCCGCCUACAACGGUGUCAGCCCCGAGACGACUUACUCCCGCACCGCCACCAAGAGUCCCGGAGGAGACGACCAUCUUCCUGAGCACCCCAGUGCCGCCGAGAUGCACAGCCCCGCCAACACUGCUGAGCUCGGCACCGACAACCUCGCCGCGGCCAAGUGGCACCAGCCUAACGCUGCCGAGAUUGACAGCACCCAAGUAUCGAGCCCGCGGGGAUCAGAGCCCGCAGAGCACGUGUACGAGAUGCCUGCCCAGCCGUACCGAUAAACUGAGCGUUUCAGUGUCGGGAACUGCCCGAUACCACGGACACUUACGACUGAAGAUUCAAGAGGGUUAGAGUUCCCGGGGGAUAUACCGACAAGGAGCCCUGAGGGAAAGGGAUAAUAAUGUCAGAUACUGUACAUACGAUGUAAAAUCUUUCCUUGUGUCAAUGCAUGGAGCUUCCACAGCGGAUGGUGGAGGUGGUUCUGCGUCUCAAACUCACCUAGCUGUACGCUAGUUUUCUUACUUACCUAUCUAUCUAACUACCUACCUACCUACCUACACUACACUAUACUGCGAUCUUGAGGGCAAUUCUUUGGUUAACGCCUGGAUUAGUUUGGGGCAAAGAAGGGUUGAAAAGGGGAGCUUCGAAUCAGAAUAGUUUUUUCUCUAUGUUAAUUGACUU